Messenger RNA from Varanus komodoensis (Komodo dragon), 1723 nucleotides. RefSeq names its product coiled-coil domain containing 113 (gene CFAP263). The record is from RefSeq and is a predicted model, not a curated record. NCBI's taxonomy places the organism in Eukaryota, Metazoa, Chordata, Lepidosauria, Squamata, Varanidae. Gene Ontology annotation, cellular component: ciliary basal body; axoneme. The transcript has 8 exons. The coding region runs from base 33 to 1139 and encodes 368 amino acids. Gene Ontology annotation, biological process: cilium assembly.
ACCCUCCUUGGUCAUUGUGUGGUGGGUUAUAUAUGCACAAGCCAGUAGUAGUUCAGCGCACUGCACCCAGCUCUUGCUCACCGAGUCUUUCGUCAUUGUCCAGCCAUGCCAAUUCCAUGCUUAAACUUGAGACAGAGAUGUUUGAGAAAUACUUCAAUCGGAUGGAAACAAAGGAAGCGGCACCUGAGAAACACGGCUCUUCACCAGACCUGGGGCAAGUGCAACACACGCGAGGCAGGCGCAAGUCGAAGUCCCGGUUAACAGCAGACCGACUGAUAUGCCUGACAGUGGAGCAGAAAUGCGACCUAGCGCAGCGGGAGCUGGAAGAGACUAAAGAAGACAUUCGGCAGAUGAAAGAGAACUCCGAAAGGAAGUUGCAGAACUACAUGGCCAUCCUGGAGGAAGCAGACAUCCGCAUGGCCGACAUCAGGCGGGCCAUGGUGGACUUUGACAAGGACAUCGUCAGGGCCAUAACCAAGAAGAAGGGGAGCGUCAUCGCCUCCGAGAAGGUGCUGCGCUACAUGGAGGACAAGAUACGCAGCAGGGAUGUGCAAAAAGAGAAAAUCCGCUUGAAAAAUGAUUCUCUGAAGGCUCAGAAGAAGAAGCUGCAGCUGCAGCUCAAGCAGAAGGAGGAGCUGGGAGAGGCACUUCACGAGGUCGAUUUCCAGCAGCUGAAAAUUGAGAAUGCCCAGUUCCUGGAGAAGAUCGAUGAGCGAAACCAGGACCUGCUGCAGCUGAAGCUGACGGUGGGCAGCGCACUCCAGAUCCUCAACUUCUAUAAAAAGAAGCUGCAGAAUGCAACAGCCAUGGCCACCCUGCUGGUGAAAGACCAUGCCCAGAGAAAGGAGUCCCUGGAAAAAAUUGUACGUGAAACCACCAUUGCGGAGGAGGAGCGGAAGGCAGCCGAGGCCUUGAACAAACAGCUCCGGAGGCAGCUGGCAGAGUACAGAGUGCCCCCGGUCCUCAACUACGUCCAUGAGAAGAUGGCAGUCCAUGGACUUGAGAACACCAUCAAGAUCUGGGAGAGGAAGGUGGAAAUUGCGCAGAUGGCUCUGCAGAGCUACCGCAGCAUCUGGCGCAAGGCCGGGCUGGCUAGUCGGCAGCUGCAGGCGCUGCUCCCGGAGCAAAGCAUCCACUGAGGAGCCCGGGGUGCGGAGCCUGGCGUGGGAGGCAGCGGGAUCACACUUCCCCGGCCUCACUGCUCCCUCCCGGCGGGGGCCUUUCACACGGCCCCUGCCGCUUUUGCCCCUUUCCCUUUUCUGUCUGCACCCGAGGAGUCGCACUAUAGAAAUCAAUGUGGCCACACGGAGCCUUUCUUGGUGUUGUGUCGUAUCAAUGGGGGCUGCGAAGACGGUGCCUAAGGAGGGCAUUGUGUUUAAUUUCUUGGGGAAGGGGAGAGGUGGGCACCACAGGGCCUGAAUUGCGUCCCGGCUGUGCAGAGAAUUCCCCACCGGGCACCCUCAGGCUGUUUCGGCCCACUUGGCCAUCCAGCAGCUCAGAAAGUGGAGCAGGAGGCUCCCAGAAAUCGCCCCUCGGAGACCCCCAGGCUGCCCUGGCAUCCCCAUAGAAAUGGGGAUCUCCUCUCCACUGUAGUAGUCGUAGUAGAGAGGGUUAGGCAGGGCCCGGGGGGCACCGGGCAGACUCGGGCGCUCCUGGCCGUUUUCCCCGGACUGCCUCGUGUCGGGAAGGCUGGAGUCGUCCUCUGGGAAGUUGGCGGAGUUCA